AAUUGAGUUGAACCUUUUUGUUUACUGUUUUCGCUGGCGGGCAGGAGUGAAAUUAAUUGAACGAAUUAGCGUGUAUUUUUGCUACUGCUCGUCCCGAAAAUGACUCAACAUGAUGCUGCAUCUCAGUGUCGAGUUUGUGAUAAAGCGAUCCGCGCCCAGAAACCGGUACACAUUUUCUUGCCGCUCGUGGGAAACGGGAAGGAAGCAGAUAUCAGCACGAAAAGCAUCGCCGAGAUGAUAAGCGAAUUGGCGGAUGUAACGAUCAGUCCCGAUGAUGAACGAUCGAAGUACAUCUGCUCCGUUUGCUUAAAAGCGCUCGAGAAAGCCUUUCAACUACGUCAACAGAUACGAGCCGCCGAAAGGGCUGAGCCGAGGCACUUGCAAUCGAUUCAGAUAGAAAACAUCGCCGAGCAGGACUACAGUUUGGAGUAUUUGGAUGAAUUUAAAGAUGAAAUCGAUAGCAGCGUUAUGCUGCUCCGGGAUACACUUACCGCCCUAUCCGACGAUCUUGGUGGUGAAAAUGAGCUUCCCGAAAAACAACCAACCGUUCGUGCACUGUCGGAGGUUGAAGAGGACGUCGAAGCGAUCGAACAGGGCAAAUUUACGUUCAUUGUGCCACCGCCGGACCUGAUCGCCAUUCGGAUUGCAUUUGAGCACUUUGAGUACUUGGAGCUGCGUGGCGAACGGUGUUGCGGCUGUCCACACAUUGCUGCGUCUCGCGAUGCACUGAUGGUGCACGCAAAGGAAACGCACUCCCAAAACUAUUACCCCGACGAUAGUAGCUACACGUGCCCGAUGUGUUAUCAAAAGUUUGCCACAGCCAGUGCACUGGAAAGCCACAACCAGUACUAUCUGUACGGUGAUGUGUUUCUGUGCAGCGUUUGUCGCAAUGCGUUCAACUGCCAGAAUCGGCUCAUGGUGCAUCUACAGGACAGCCAUCAGCUAGAACCGUCGCUUAAUGAUGGAGUGGAGAUUGGGCCGGCGCAAAAUGAGGGUGGACCGCAUUUGCAGGAAAAAGCGUCCUCGGUAGCUGGGACCAAUUUACCAUUAACAUUACCGGAACCAAAGUUUAUAAAAGAAACGCGCGUAUAUCCACAGUAUCGGCUAUACUGUCUCAGCGCAGAACGGUGCUGCGCCUGUGGCGUUUAUGAAGAAUCGCUCGAACGGCACACCUCCGAAUGUCACACAGAAAUGAGCGAGUCGGAAGCGGAUGGGCUGCCCCGGUGCAUCGUAUGUAGCCGUACCUUUCCCACCCACCAGGAGCAAAUCCUGCACGAGGAGGAGCGCAGAAAUACGAAGCAAAUUUACCAAUGUCGAAAGUGCCAAAAGCUUUUCGCUCGAAAGAACCAACUUCUGAAGCACUUACAAACAACAGAGUCCGGUUGCAAUGGCCAAGAGGGAAAGAUUGAAACGACCAUAAAGGAUGGCGAACGGGACGGCGUUUCAGGAAAUUGCUUUUGCUGCUGCUUUGCACGCUGCAAGGAGGAGUACGCGAACGAACGGGAUCUGCUCGACCACGCCCGGACCGUGCACGGCGGAAGAAGAAAGGAGAAUGAAUGCAAGCUGCAGGAACGGUAUGGGACGGCAAUACCGGAACGGCACUGCUGCCCUAUCUGCCGGCGAACGUUCGACAGUGAGGAAAAGGUGCAGAAGCAUCGCAGCUAUAAGCUCGCCCUGCCCAAGCAAACGUGCCGCCAGUGUGGCCGGGUGUUCAUGAAAGCGUCCGGGCUGCGGGAGCACCAGCUAAGGGAACAUUUGAAUCUGCAGCUAGAGUUUGGGUGCGAAGUGUGCGGGAAGCAGUUUGUAAAUCGGGCCACGCUGAACAAACACCGCCGGGUGCACGAACCGUCCCGCAACUAUCCCUGCUCGGUCGAGGGCUGCGGGAUGCUGUUUCGCGACAAGCCGCUGAUGCAACGGCACUAUCGCAAUGUGCACUCGAUGGUGCAGGCGUACGAGUGUUCACACUGCCAGAAGCGCUUCCGCACGAAGGAGUCGCUCGAUAUACACGAGCGGAGUCAUACGGGCGAGCGACCGUUUGCGUGUCGGUACGAGGGGUGCAGCAAGGCGUACGCACACGGUACCGAUCGGAAGCGGCACGAACGGUCGGCGCACACGGGCGAGAAGCCCCACACGUGCACGGUUUGUGGGGCGGGAUUUCUGCGCCGGCGGGAGAUGCGGCUGCACCUGGAGAAGGUUCACGAAUGGCAGGAGAAAUACAACCCGCACACCUGCGACUUGGUGUCGACCGAGUUCAUCAGCUGCCCGUUCGCGGCGUUCCAGAACUUGAUCGUCCGAUCGGCCGUACCGCCCCCGCUCGCCAUCCCACAGUUCCACCGUGCCGGCGCUCGUGCCCACCGCCAGUAUGUGCCCCUCGUGGAUCCAGCUCAGCGAACAGGCGUGAUCGUUGCCCUCGUUCUCGAACAGCAUCUCGAUUGUGCCGGUGGCCGCGUUCCACAGAUACCCCAAACAUCCACCAUGCUGCGAAGACCGUCGAAACGACGAAAAGUGUCCAACGUGGAGGAAGAAGAAACGGAAUUCACGCCAGCGUCUGUUGAGCAGAAAUGCUGCAUCUGCUCCAAACAUCCGAAGGGCGAUUUACUUGAACUUUCCACGGUUGUAGAAUCGGGCAGCUCCCUCACCAUUGCCACCGUUGUCGAACAGGUGGCCUCCAUCAAGGUAAACAAUGUCCAGAAGAGCAUUUGCGGUGGUUGUUGGACCAAAAUUCAGGCGGCCUACUCGAUACAGAAGGAAAUCCGCGGAUCAGAAUGUAUGGCACAGCAGGAUGUCGAGUGCUACAGCGAGACUGAGGAAGAGGAAGAGAACGCGGAAAAUGCCAACUGUCCCGAAAAGGACGAUCCGGACCCGCUCGUCGUAGAUGGCAUUGACGAGAGCGAAUAUUGCAUCGAAUAUCUGGAGGAACAGGAGGAAGAGCAGCAACCACCAGCAAAGGAAGAAGCCGCAGACAUUGAGAUUGAAGCAUGCUGCUCCGACGAGGAAGAGCACGAAGAGCUCCGAGCGGACGGUGGUAAGGUGACGCGUGAGUUCCAAAUGCCAAAUGAGGCCACGAUUGUGGCCGACGUGCUGCACGAGCAGUAUCGGAUGGUGGAGGUCACCGGGGAACGGUGCUGCGGGUGCAGCUUUGUCGCACGAUCACGCAAAGAGCUGCUGCAACACUCGGAAACGGUCCACUCGGUAGAGAUGACCGACCACGGCGACUACUGUCCGAUUUGUUUCUACAAAUUCUCCACCGAUCAGCAGCUCGAGCGCCACAUCGAUGAGUUUAAGCUGAACAAGAUGUACGUGUGUUUGCGCUGCAAUCGGUUCUACAACGUGAAGCGGAAGCUGUUUAACCACCUGCUCGAAUGUGGUGGCAUGGUUGAGGAGGUGGAAGUGCAGGCAAGCGGAACGAACAAUGAUGAUGCACUUACGAUCGAAGCCCUGAAAGAGGAGGACGGGGACGAGGAGGAAGGGCUGGAGGAAGAUAGUCAGUAUGAGGAGUGUUAUCUGCAGGAAGGCACAGACACGGACGAACAGCAAGAGCUGCACGCAGAGGACCGCCUACAGAACGCAACCGAUCCACGUGUGAUGCAUCGCUACAAAGCGCUGUUCGAAGAGGUGCUGUCGAACGAAGAGCUUUACUGCCAGCUGAGCGAGAAGGAACUGAACGUGCAGGAUGUGCAGAUCGCGGAGCAGCACGUGUUCGAAACGUUCAAGUACAUUCGGUUGCGGGGAUUGCGCUGUUGCGGGUGCUCCUACACCUGCAUGUCCAAGGCGCUGCUGAUUGAGCACAGCAAUCUGGCUCAUCCGCCCGAAAAUCCGCCGGAGCACGUUGAUGAGCAUUCGUGCGAGCUAUGCCGGGCGGAGUUUCAAAACACGCUGAAUCUCGUGAAGCAUAUCUGCUUCUUCACCACCCGGCAGCUGUUCCUGUGCACGGUGUGUGACGUUUCGUUUCUGAACAAGGAAAGCUUGCGGAACCACCAGCGCCACAACGAACGGCACCGCGAGCUGGAGAACUACAAGUUUGAGCAGGCCGGCAUCGAGCUCGACACAGCGGAAGGGUUCGUCGAGCUCGACCAGCCGGCCGUGGCCGACGAGCUGCGGAAGCUGGUGGUGGAAAAGAUUAGCUACCGGCCGAAAGCGGUCACCUGCAUUCCCAUGCCGGACGAACGGUUCAUCCGGCGGAGGAAGGAGUACAACAACUACAGCGUCCUGGUCGUGGCUGGCGAGUAUUGCUGCGGGUGUGGCAAGUUCUUCGAUACGACUUCCGAGCUACAGCAGCACGCCGAGCAGGAGCACUAUCUGCCGCUCAACUUUUGUGCCCGCACGUACGGCCACCAGUGCGAGAUCUGUUACGCUGUGUUUGAGCUGGAGCGGGGCUUCGCGGUGCACCGGUCCAUGAGUCGCUCCAAGCAAAAGACGCUGUACCUCUGCAAACUCUGUGGGCUGCUGUUUUCGAAGAAGUUCUGCCUAGCGCGGCACAUGCAUUCGGCCCCGAACCACCUGUCGCGGCUAAUCGUUGAUGCAGCGGCUAAUGCAGAACGCACAGGGGAGGAGCACGAUGCGCCGGAGGAAGCAGACGCGGAACCGGGUCCACCCGAGGAAGCCGUAUCGGAUCCACGCGUGAAGGAAGCGCUACAGUUGCACCGGUCGGUGGAAGCGAAAGGGCUGCGAAAGGUCGGCCAUCUCGUCUGGUACCACUGCUGCUUUCCCAAGUGUCCGGAGACGUUCACGAGCGAAGCGGCCCUGCUGGAGCACGCCCAGGCCGAGCACUACGGGCAGCGGCGGGAAAACCAAAACGAGCGCCAGCAGGACACGAACGUGUGUCCCACCUGCUGCAAACCAUUCCAAACGCUGGCGAAACUGUACUGGCAUCGGGUGAAACGGUUCGUGCCGCGCGAGUAUAAGUGCAAACAGUGCGCCAGCACCUUCGACCGGUGGGUGCAGCUGAAGAUCCACGUGGAGCAGGAGCACAGCGCCACGCCGCCCAGCUUCGAGUGUGCCGAGUGCGGCAAAUCGUUCGUGCUGCGGGCGAGACUGGUCGCCCACCAGAAGACGCACACCGACCGGAAGGACCACAAGUGCGACGUGUGCGGGUGUGCGUUCGUCAGCAAGGGGCUGCUGAAGCGGCACCGGCGAGCGCUCCACGCCACCGAGCUGCUGUUUGAGUGUAAGCUGUGCUCGAAAAAGUUUGCCGUGGUGGAAAAGCUGAAAAUUCACCAGCGCGUCCACACGGGCGAACGCCCCUACGAGUGUACGUUCUGCUCGCGCACCUUCAUACACUUCUCCGACCGGAAGCGGCACGAGAUGGCAGCGCACACGAUGGAACGCCCGUACAAGUGCACGCUCUGCCCGGCAUCGUACAUUCGCAACCGCGAGCUAAAUCUGCACAUGCAAAAGCACCAGUCGGAUGGAAAGGGGAAAAACCUCGUUAAAAGUAGGGGGGAACCUUGAACUGAGCAUGGCGAAGGAAAUCAUUUGAAUUAGUCAAUCGAAAAAAAGUCUAAUAAAACGGAUAUUUUGAAAUUGCGCAACGGUUAUCACGCUUCCAAGCCCUUAACCCAUCCGCCUAAACACGCCGGUCCGAGCGCACGGCGAGCUGUCAACGGCUCGGACCCGAACGGUGCUGUCAUUUUUGUGGAGUGUUUUCUUUUCGCUCGACUGUGUGCUCUCGUUUUGUAAACGCCAGAAAGAAAAGAAAACGAAAUUCUGCAUCUAGUUGAUCCACUUCUCUUUUCCCUUCUGAUUUUCCCGACCGCGCACACACACACACAAAGCACCGCGCCGCGUUUUGAAGUGGUGAAGUGAACCGGACGACCGCCGUCCGCCAGAACACAAAAUCGACCAGCGGUGUCGUCCGUCCCAGUUUCCGAGUUCCCCUGUUUGAAAGUGUUGCACACACAUACUCGCCGUGUUCCUCUGCCUUUCCCCGUUGCAGUGUUUAGUGUUCGUGCGGUCGUGUGUGCGUGUGUCCGGUUCGUCUCCGGUUCCGGAAGGUUUCAAUCCGUGCCUAGCACAAAUCGUCGAUCGUCGUCGAAAGCUACUGGAGAGGUGGCUGCCUAACAUAAGGGGUUAGUAGGCACACACCCAGCUCGGUCGCUCUGCCCUACCGUCGUGUACCGUUCAAGUGGGUGUGAGUAAUUUCACACCGCCGCCUGUGUGUGUUUUUUUUUUUUUGCAUUU
This is a messenger RNA of Anopheles coluzzii, 6180 nucleotides long. RefSeq lists its product as uncharacterized. The transcript has 7 exons. Gene Ontology annotation, biological process: regulation of transcription by RNA polymerase II. The coding region runs from base 100 to 5451 and encodes 1783 amino acids. The record is from RefSeq and is a predicted model, not a curated record. Lineage: Eukaryota; Metazoa; Arthropoda; Insecta; Diptera; Culicidae. Gene Ontology annotation, cellular component: nucleus. Gene Ontology annotation, molecular function: zinc ion binding; DNA-binding transcription factor activity, RNA polymerase II-specific; RNA polymerase II transcription regulatory region sequence-specific DNA binding.